Patiria miniata (bat star) is the source of this 1643-nucleotide messenger RNA. RefSeq names its product probable glycosyltransferase STELLO1. The record is from RefSeq and is a predicted model, not a curated record. NCBI's taxonomy places the organism in Eukaryota, Metazoa, Echinodermata, Asteroidea, Valvatida, Asterinidae. The coding region runs from base 1 to 1386 and encodes 461 amino acids. The transcript has 2 exons.
AUGGCCGACUUUGACAGCGAGAUGGACUUGUAUUACAAAGCCGAAACCCUCGUCAAAUUCCUACAAGAAUGGACACCGGAAAAGUCUUCCACCUCCCUGCAACAAAUACUGUUACACUUGGCAAUUCGACUGUAUGAGUUUGAUUUCUUCGGACAAAUACCCCCGCACAUCCAGGGGACCACGGGGAGGGUUUAUCAGCUCAGCAAAGCCAGGACUUAUGAAGGGAGAAGGGAGUUGGCGCCGGCGACAUCGAUAUCCUGUAAGCCGUACAGCGCCCGAGCAGGCCGGCGCUGCGGUCGGUGGAUCGUGGUAACGACCAUCCACCCUUCCACGCCGAUCCUCCGGAAAAUCAGCUCCCUGUCCGGCUGGUGCAUGGUCGUAGUGGCGGACAAGAAGGGACCGGUGACCAUGGACAUCCCCAACGUGGAUUACCUGGAUGUAGUCCAACAGGAGAGCUGUGGCUACCAAAUCUGCCGCCUGUUGCCCUGGAACCACUUCGGAAGGAAGAACAUCGGGUACCUGUACGCCAUCGAACACGGGGCCGAGAUGAUCUAUGACACCGACGAUGACAACCAGCCACUAUUUGACGAAUUGCCGGCGUUUGACAACGUCGGUUACUCCAAGCAGUUACAUGUAGCGGGGCACCUCUGGAAUCCUUACCCUCAGUUUGGUGCCAACACCAAGAUGUGGCCCAGGGGGUUUCCCCUCAGCCGCAUCAUGGAUCCCGCCACUAAGAGGGUAAAUGUGUCAAGCGGGACAGUGGCAGCAAGACGAGCGGGCGUGGUUCAGUUUUUGGCCCAACAUGAUCCCGACAUAGACGCUAUCUACCGUUUGACCAACGAGCUCCCGUACGAGUUCGACCCCGCACCCCGCCGGCUCUUCGUACCCGAGCGAGUUAUGUCCCCGUACAACGCCCAGGCCACCUUACACGCACACCAGGCUUUCUGGGGGCUGCUCCUGCCAGUCUCGGUCCACGGCCGCGUUUCAGAUAUCUGGCGGAGCUACUUCACGCAGCGUCUGCUGUGGGACAUCGGCUUGCAGGUGGCUUUCCACUCGCCCUUCGUGGUGCAGUAUCGCAACCCCCACAACUACAUGGCCGACUUUGACAGCGAGAUGGACUUGUAUUACAAAGCCGAAACCCUCGUCAAAUUCCUACAAGAAUGGACACCGGAAAAGUCUUCCACCUCCCUGCAACAAAUACUGUUACACUUGGCAAUUCGACUGUAUGAGUUUGAUUUCUUCGGAGUACAGGAUGUGACUUUGACGGAAGCUUGGAUUCAAGACCUUCAGUGUCUUGGAUACAAAUUUCCACUUCAUCCAUCUCUCAUCACACAAAAGUCAUUGGUUGAUGAUGAGGCAUUAUCAGCAACGUAUCUUCCCUUUUAGGUUAUGAUGGCUUUUCCAAAACCUCGAAUAAGUCUGUGGCUUAGGCACUGCUUGUCUCGGACUCGAGGAUAAUUCAGGAGGCUUAUAACACUCGGAUCAAACGAAAUAACACUUUUGGUGUCGUAUUAUAUUCAGAUUUGAUGUUGCACUUCACGUGCUCUUCAACUAAUUGUUUUUUGUUGUUUUUUUGUCUUGUAACGAGUAUUUUUUUCUUCUAUGUUUGUCGUCUGCAGCAGUGUCAAGAAAAGUUUUAUUUU